This is a messenger RNA of Fonsecaea pedrosoi CBS 271.37, 447 nucleotides long. RefSeq lists its product as uncharacterized. Gene Ontology annotation, molecular function: single-stranded telomeric DNA binding. The record is from RefSeq and is a predicted model, not a curated record. Bases 1 to 447 code for a protein of 148 amino acids. Lineage: Eukaryota; Fungi; Ascomycota; Eurotiomycetes; Chaetothyriales; Herpotrichiellaceae. Gene Ontology annotation, cellular component: CST complex. Gene Ontology annotation, biological process: telomere capping. The transcript is spliced from 2 exons.
AUGACCGAAAGCGUACCAAGCGCCCCCACCCCAAGCAAGCUGGUCUUCAUUCACGAAAUAGUAUCACUUCCUGCUGCGAGCAAGGUGAGGUUACUAGGCUGCGUUGUGCAAUAUGAUGCCAUCAAGGGCCAGCUCCUUCUCGAACAUGCCUAUCCAAGAACCUCUAGCCCGACUCCUCGAAUAUGGAUUGACGUCAAUCUUGUCCUUGAAAAUGUGAAACCGGCUCUUCUGGACCCAGGGACUUGGAUCAACGCAAUCGGGUAUACUCGGGCUUCGAUGCCUCAGAAUGGAAAAAAGAGCACGAAAAGGUCGCAGAUUAUACAAGGCACAGUAUUCGUGCAGGCUGUCUUAAUCUGGGAUGCAAUUGCCGUCAGAAUCGAAGACUACGAAGAUAUUUUGGAAGAAGAAAGGCGUGUGCGGCGAAGACUUGAGUCCGAACGCGAAUGA